Molecule: messenger RNA, 3459 nt
Organism: Cladocopium goreaui
Lineage: Eukaryota; Dinophyceae; Suessiales; Symbiodiniaceae
Source: the annotation of a GenBank genome assembly
GACAACGUCCUGCUGAAGGCGAACGUUCUGAAGAACAACAACCUUCUGGAGUUCAAGAAGAAGUUCGGGCUAGCAUGGGUUCUUCAUCAAGUCGUGGACCUCCUUCAGCGCAUUCAGCUGCGGUGCAAGAGACCCGCGACAUCCUCUCCACGACUCAGAACCGGCUUUAGUUUGAAGCCAUCAGCAAGGCCUUACAGACCUUGUGGGACGAACAGCUGCUUGCCCACGUAUCAUCCAUCUUCGGCAUCCUCCAACUAUGGUCAUGUGUACAUGCAACAGUCUUGGGAAGAUGAUGCAUGGCCCUCUGAUUCUUGGGACACUUCGUCUCAUGAUGCUGACUGGUGGGGUGAUGCGCAAUGGCAUGAAGAAUGGCAUGAUGAUUGGCCUUGGGAAGAAGAACAUGCGAGCUCUGAGCCUCCAACCUUAGCGCCUGUGGAGGAAGAAGAUGAACAAUUGAAAGAAGCACAUCAAGCUGAGCAAGCUGCGGAGCAAUUGGCUAUGGAAGCCAAGCGCACAUGGGUGGAAGCUCAGCACACCACUCAGCAGGUGCGCAAAGACCGUGGUUUUGGACAACAUGGUCCUUCUUCUACCAGAUGCUUCAACUGCGGUGGCAACCACUUUGCCCGCGAUUGCACAGACAAGCGUGUGCCUCCGUACUCUGGCAAGGGCGGCAAAAACAACCACAUGGUGUCCUAUGACGACACUGGAAGCAGCAACUUGACGAAAAUUGGGAGCGAAGACUACAUCCAGUACUACCUCAACAUGAUUGUCAAGCUCAACAAGAAGCGAUGGCAAGCGAAUCUGCUGACGCAGAUGCUGCAGCCUCUUCUGAGGAUGGGCAGUUGGUUCCAGCAUCCAGCUCUGCGAGCUCCUUGGCAAACAUUCCUCAACAAGAACAAGAUGCCUGGAGUGCACAACUUCACCACUAUCAUCGCACAGCUGGCCAUCCAACCAACAAGAACCUCAUCCACCUCUUUCGAGAUGCAGGCUUGCCAGAAUGGAAACUUGAGAUGGCUCGUCAGUUUCGAUGCUCCGGCAAUGUGCCUCCUGCUGCGACUCACGGGGACCUACAAGGCGUGGCAGGCCAUAGGCUUUGAUGCCAGCGAAUGGCUGGACGUGAAGAUGACAGCGUCCGCAAUCCAAACUGAUCAGCCUACUUUGGAACCCAAGGUGACUUUGAUGCUAGCAUGCGCUGCUUUGAACGCUACUGAGUAUUCCAAAGGAUAUUCCUCUUUUCAGUGGGCUUAUGGAAAAGACUAUGUGCUGACCGAUGAAGACCUUCGGACUUUCAAGGACAUUUCGAAGUCUGACGACUCCAUGUCCUAUGAGGCCUUGGUCCGAGCCAGACAUGAAGCCGAAGCUGUGGCAAGAUCAGCAACAAAGAUGACCCAACACAAUGGAGAUCUAUCGCACACAUUUUGCCUGCGCGAGACUAUGAAGAUCUCACAGACCAAGUACCUGGUGAAGAAGAAUCUGAAGAACCUGAUCUACCCCAACAGCCUGAUUCUUCAACAACUCUUUGCAUUCCCAAGCGUCACUGGGAAGAAUCAACUUCUACCUGAAAAUGCAGAAACUGCUGAAGAACGUCUACAGCGUCUUGCAGCAGGAUCUGAACCAGCUCCGCGACCAGUCAAUGACUAUGAUGGUGAAUAUGAACCUGAGUCACCACUACCUGAUGAUGAACAUGACAGGGUCGCAUUUGAUGAUGGUGAACAUGAACAUGAUCCACCACUACUUGAUGACACACCUCCAUUUGAGCAACCUGAAAAGAAGCAAAAGACUGAAGAGAUUUCUAUGCCUUCCUAUGUCGCCACAGUCUCUGAAGAUGGUGUUCAUCGAAAGCCCACGGAACGCCACAUGAAGUGGCUACAUCCGUUGCAGAAGAAGAUCAGCAAUGACAGACUUCAUCAACGACCCCACAGCGUUCCUGGUCAGCUUCGUGACUCUGGAGUUGUCUUCAGAAAGCUCAGCAACGAGCACAAGGACCUGUUCACCCGAGCCAAGUCCAAAGAGGAGACUGUCCACACCAGCGAUGGCCUCACGAAGGCCAAAGCAAGAAUUGUCUUGUUAGGCUUUGAGCAUCCUGAGUUAGGCUCCUCAGACUACAAGACCAGUUCUCCAGUCCAAUCAGUGUUAGCCAGAAACCUGCUAUAUCAACACGUAUGUCAACAUGAUUGGUCUCUUGAAGCCAAACUGCGCCAACCAGUGCAGAUGCUCGACUUUGGACAUCAGGUGUGGCGGAACUACGGGAAGCUCUUCAAGUUGGACCUGAAGGCAUCAUGCGCAUCCAGCGUAACAUCUAUGGCUCCACCACUGCACCACGUGGAUUAUGGUGAACGAUGUCUCUGGAUUUGGACCAGCGAACAUGAGAAAGAUGAAGAUGACAAUCCCAUUGUCAUUGGCAUGACAGGCGACCAUGUCGACGACUUUCAUCGAUGUGGUAAUCCCAGAUCUGAAGAAUGGAACUGUGUUUCCAAGCGCAUUGAUGAAGUAUACAAAUGGGGCAUGGCGAAAACCAAUGAAUACCGACAUGCUGGCACUGACUUGAAGAUCACUCGCGAUCGCGAUGGCGACCAGGUGAUCACAGUCAAUCAGCAAUACUACAUUGACAUGCUCACGGAUGUGAACAUCCCUGCGGAUCGUCUUCGUGAUGAGAAUGCAACUCUUUCCAGCCACGAACUUGCAGCAUGCCGUGGCGCUCUGGGAUCCUUGCAAUGGUUAGCGAUACAAACACAACCCCUUCUUUGUGCAAGAUGUAACCUCCUGCUCUCUGAACUUGUGAAGUAUGCCAAGAUUUCGUCAGCGCUUGAGAUUCAGCGGAUGAUUGGCGAAGUACGACAGCAGCCUACCGAGCUCAAGUUCUUUAAGCUGAAGACUGCGAAGUCCUGGAAGGAUAUCACCGUGGUCACUCUUUCAGACCAAGCUCACAGCAACCGUCCUGGUGGCGAUUCCACUAGUGGCCUUGUGACUUUGAUGGCUGGCCCUGAGGCCAAACAUGGACAUGUCUGUCCGAUGGUUCUUCUGUCUUGGAAGAGCUGGAAGCUGAAGCGCAAGGCAAUCAGCUCAAAUGAUGCGGAAGACCAUAACUUCCGUGUGCGCCUCCUUUGGAAUGAAAUGCAUGGAGCUGGUUGGCACCGAACACCCCAGGUUGAUCAAGUGGCCUGGGCGGAAAACCAAGUCCGUAACACUGUUGGCAUUCUUGGAACAGACUCCAAGGGUGGCUUUGAUGCAGUCCAGGUCAACGAGAGUCCUGUGCUCGGUUUGAGCCAUCUUAGAUCUGCACUUCAAGCUUUGCAACUUCGUGAAAGCAUGAUUCGCACCAACUGUUUUCUGAGAUGGCUUGCGAGCGAUUAUGAUCUAGGAGAUGCUUUGACCAGAUUGCCGCAUUGGUCUUUUGAAGUAUUUGAGAACGAAGCUGUGGUACGAAGAAGAACGCAAAGAAAGGCCAUACAGCAGUGA